Meleagris gallopavo (turkey) is the source of this 930-nucleotide messenger RNA. The record is from RefSeq and is a predicted model, not a curated record. Lineage: Eukaryota; Metazoa; Chordata; Aves; Galliformes; Phasianidae.
AUGGUUGUCAAAAGAAAGACUAAUAAGGAGGCCACAUGGAUCCUCGCUGAAGAAAUCACUGUUUUUAGGAUGUUGGCUUUGACACAGAGCGACCAGCUAUGUGCACGCGUAGGGAAUAACACCGUCAUUGUCUCCUCUUCCGUAGGAAAGCAUCCUGAUGGCAGCUUGUACAGCAAGGGACCAUCAUACUCUGGUUACUCGGGGUAUAUCAUGAUGCCAAAUAUGAACAACGACCCGUACAUGCCUAACGGAUCUCUGUCGCCACCCAUCCCCAGAACAUCCAACAAGGUGCCAGUGGUACAACCUUCUCAUGCAGUUCACCCUCUCACCCCCCUUAUCACCUACAGCGAUGAGCACUUUUCCCCGGGCUCCCACCCAUCUCACAUCCCCUCCGACGUCAGCUCCAAGCAAGGCAUGUCCAGGCAUCCUCCAGCUCCUGAUAUCCCUACCUUCUAUCCCUUGUCUCCAGGGGGUGUUGGACAGAUAACACCACCUCUUGGCUGGCAAGGUCAGCCUGUAUAUCCCAUCUCGAGUGGAUUCAGGCAGCCCUACCCAUCCUCACUCUCAGUCGACCCUUCCAUGUCCAGGUUUUCACAUCACAUGAUUCCUGGUCCUCCAGGCCCUCACACAACUGGAAUCCCUCACCCAGCUAUUGUAACACCUCAAGUAAAACAAGAACAUCCGCACAACGACAGUGAGCUAAUGCAUGUGAAGCCUCAGCACGAACAGAGAAAAGAACAAGAGCCAAAAAGACCUCAUAUUAAGAAACCUCUGAAUGCUUUCAUGUUGUACAUGAAAGAAAUGAGAGCGAACGUUGUAGCAGAGUGUACACUGAAAGAAAGCGCAGCUAUCAACCAGAUUCUUGGCAGAAGGGUAUGUACAGAAGGGUGUGUGUGCGCUCACGUGUGCUGCUAAUUUGUGUGUUUCCCU